CGUGACGUGACAUAAAAGUCAGGGAUAAAUUGAUUAAUGCAAUCGAUUAAUCAGUUAAUCAAUACUUAUUGGUGAACAUCGGAAUAACAUUGACAUGCUGACAUGCGACAGUUUCAAAUGGAAUGCCUUGUAGAUAUUACAAAUGUGCAGUGGGGGUUAUAAAGACUAUUCUAUUGAUACCAACAAUAGACCUUUAAAAUAGACCAAAGAUGAGUCGUCGGGGAGGAGGUGCGAAUAUGUUGGCGGCGGCCGGGGGGAUCAAGAAAGCGUCGAUAGAAAGACGCCGUGGAGCUGCAAAAGAUGGUGUUCCUAAGGAGGGGGAUGUAUUCUAUCGCAUAGUUAAAUCUUAUCCUAGAAUUCCGGAAAUUCCCGAAGAGACUUCGUGCAAUAUCGCCAAACCUAUAGAAUUCACCCCAGGGUCUGAGAAAUACAGGCAACUGGCUGCAUCCCCCGGUGGGAGAAGGGCGUCUAUACUGAGUGAUAAGUCGAGAGAAGAUAUGACUACACCCAUAUUUGAAGAUCAUAGGUAUGAACUGGUAUGGAUGAUGUCAACAUCAUCUAUCAUCUUAACUAGGACCCAUAUUAGUUGUGUCCAAACUGAGCCAAUGACUAGGGUUUUCUCAUUCAUUGAUGAUAAAUAG
Molecule: messenger RNA, 641 nt
Organism: Owenia fusiformis
Lineage: Eukaryota; Metazoa; Annelida; Polychaeta; Sabellida; Oweniidae
Source: the annotation of a GenBank genome assembly